AAUUUCACCGUAGUUUAACCGGAAAGAAAUCAGAUCCUGAAGUUGCGUUGAGGUAAUGCAUCAUUGGGGAUGUGUUUGUUUGAAAACACAAACAUUCGCACAACAUAUUGAUUUAAGCCGAUAACAACCGGACAGUGAGCACCCUUCGUAAGCCGUAGGAAGGUGGACGGGGUCAUUUUUUUCCGAGUACUUGAUACUUUUCUGGAGGCCUCGGAGAGAAACGCAGGACGUUAAGCUAAUGAUAAGUAGCCACUAUGUCAUGGGAAGAAAUGUCUUGUCUCCCGGCCUCGCCUCAACCCCGCUCUUCUGCUCUCUGAUGCCGCUGGUCAACAAAAACAAGCAGAGCUCGCGAGACAUGGCAGACAGCUCCGGAGAGCAGCCGGGCGCUCAUGGCUCAGGCGUUAACGGACAGGCCAGCGGAGCAUCGCUGAUGCCGUCUUUGGCUAAUCUACCCGUGGGACACCCGGCAACCAGCGGUGCUCACGCCAGCUCCAACCCGGCCUCCCCUCCUCUUGCUUCGGCCGCGGAGAGUGGCCUAUCCGCUCUCAUCCCCCCCAUGUCCGCUGUCACCACUAGCGGGUUUGGCCACACGUUCACCCCCGGCUUGUCACCGCCGGUCGUGGCCGUGUCUCCGAUUGUACACGGGUCCUCGGUUCUACCCGGUGUUGGGCUCGGGCUCAGCGGGGUGGCAGGAGCAGACCUUCUGUCCCACAUCCACGCCACUUCCUGGGACCCGACCCUCAGUACGGACUGGGACAACGAGAAGGCUUCCCAGCAGUGUAUCCUGCGGAUAAAGAGAGAUAUCAUGUCCAUCUACAAGGAACCUCCGCCAGGGAUGUUUGUUGUCCCCGAUCCUCAAGACAUGACCAAGAUCCACGCGCUGAUCACGGGGCCAUUCGACACGCCGUACGAGGGAGGCUUCUUCCUGUUCCUGUUCCGCUGUCCCCCUGACUACCCAAUCCACCCACCGCGGGUCAAGCUCAUCACCACCGGACACAACACCGUCCGCUUCAACCCCAACUUCUACCGCAACGGCAAGGUCUGCCUCAGCAUCCUGGGGACAUGGACUGGCCCAGCAUGGAGCCCAGCCCAGAGUAUUUCAUCUGUCCUCAUCUCCAUCCAGUCUCUGAUGACGGAGAACCCCUAUCACAAUGAACCUGGCUUUGAACAGGAGCGCCACCCAGGGGACGGGAAGAAUUACAACGAGUGCAUCCGCCAUGAAACCAUGAGGGUGGCUGUGUGUGACAUGCUGGAGGGCAAAGUGCCCUGUCCUGAAGCUCUGUGGAGUGUGAUGGAAAAGUCCUUCCUGGAGUACUACGAUUUCUACGAGGGAGUCUGCAAGGAGAGACUGCAUUUACAGGGACAGAACAUGCAGGACCCAUUCGGUGAGAAGCGAGGCCGCUUCGACUACCAGGGCCUGCUGGCUCGCCUCUCCGCCACCCACAGGCGGGUACGCGAAAAGACCCUGGCGGAGGACGACCAUAACGACGAGCAUUCGGACUCAGACACAAGCUCCACAGGGACGGACCCCGACAGCCAGGGCAGCUCCCAGCCCUGACUCUCCUCACCCCCACUCUCCCACACCCCGGACAGUGCUGGACUCGGAGAAUCUCAAGGACAAGGGUGGGUGGAAGGAAGGAAGGAAGGAAGGGAAGGAAGAGGGAAGAAAGAGAAAAGGAAGAGAUGGAGACCCUCUAAAGCCGUGUGAGGCAGGCCAGACAUGGGGACCACAUAUUUGGAGCGCAGGCUCUCCUUCAAAGUAUGUAGAUGGACAAAGAUCCUCGGACCACUUCAGACAUCAGCAACUCUGGUGAGUUGACAGUGAGUCCAUUAACAUAAGAAGCCGUCGUGGAGAAAUGUCACCUCUCAUUUAUAUCCACCCCCCCCCCCCCUCUGUUAUGUUGUUUUCUCAUUGUUGUGCUGAAACUAAGGCUUUGUUUCUGUCAGGGUUUUUUUAUUUUGGGAAAACCCAUGUUCUUUGGGUUGUUGGGUUCUCGUGAUUUCAGAUUAUCCCGUGCAUUUUAGCUACAGCCCCUCCAGAAUGCUCCAUGUGGUCACGAUGCAAGAGAGAGGGAACCUCCUAGUCUACAAAAAUACAAUCAUCGCUUUUUUGCACUCUAUAUUCAUUUACUUGCUUUUUCAUGGCUAGCAUCCCGGCUAACUCCUGGCUAAGUGCCAGCCUACAGGAGAGCCUAAAACUGACGGAACUUGCUGAGCAGUGAGGCAGAAAACGCUCCAAAAGGACAGGGGUUAAGAUCACUUACCAUUCAAGUCCUUCUUGAUACGAUACGCUCAUGCUGUACAUGCGUUAAAUGUGUUAUUGGUUGAAUGCUUCCACCCGUUCACAUCCAUCUCAAGCAUCACUUGGCCGCCAAGUAGAAAUGCACAAUAUAGGUACAGCUACCCUCUCCGUCUGAAGGUGACAAAAUCUACAUACUAGCCCCUCCAGAACUCACUAAUUGACAUAUAGCUCCUCUGUUUAAUCUUUAACAACAACAACAAGGUGUAAAAAUAUAUUUUACAUGGGAUUAUGUGCCACUGUUGUAAAGAGACAUGAUAUGACGUGAGCAUGAGGUACUGGUAGACGGAGGUUGUUCGUGGCUAAGGUAGCCAAUAUGUGAGCGCUAUCAAUUCACACAUCGCCAGAAAGGGAAUAAAAAAAAUAACGCCUCGGUCCGAAUGCAGACUUUUAACACUCGUAUAACACCAGUCAUGUACGCUUUUCAGCGAGUGGUCGGACAUGUGUUGUUGUCUGUCUGCGUUUGGCUCGUUUGAGGGCCGAACCCCAGGUCCUCGCCUGGUAACAGUUCCCCGUGUGUGAUUACUAAUGUGUAGGGCAUUCCCUUUUAUUUCUUUUAUGUUGUAGAAUGGUUGUACGCGAUGCGGCUCCCAGCAGAAUGUAUGUGAUCGCAAAAACCUUGAUUGCAUCGAACUUGGCUGGCGUGGAAGUGAGCUUGUGUCCCUGUUUUGGUUUGUGCUGUGUUUGUGCUUUAAAGCAGGGUUCUUCUCUAUAAAAAGCCUGGAUUCCUGACAGAAGUGAUCAUUUUCCAGGUCUGCAAAAAUGUUGGUAUUGUACAGAAGUUCUGAUGAAGCACAGAAUAAAAUGUUGUUCAGUUGUGAUACAUGUAAGUAGUGUUUUAUUUGUAUUUCUUUUCUUGUAGCUGUACACCCACUGUCAACAAAAAAAUAACUCAGCCAGCGCUGUGUGAUGUAAUGUCUCGUUAUUAAAAGCUGAAGCUGUUA
This is a messenger RNA of Gasterosteus aculeatus aculeatus (three-spined stickleback), 3243 nucleotides long. It is a transcript of the gene ube2z, whose product is annotated as ubiquitin-conjugating enzyme E2Z. Gene Ontology annotation, cellular component: nucleus. Gene Ontology annotation, biological process: negative regulation of apoptotic process. NCBI's taxonomy places the organism in Eukaryota, Metazoa, Chordata, Actinopteri, Perciformes, Gasterosteidae. The record is from RefSeq and is a predicted model, not a curated record. Gene Ontology annotation, molecular function: cysteine-type endopeptidase inhibitor activity.